Messenger RNA from Thrips palmi, 4616 nucleotides. RefSeq lists its product as uncharacterized. The record is from RefSeq and is a predicted model, not a curated record. The coding region runs from base 181 to 2769 and encodes 862 amino acids. Gene Ontology annotation, biological process: proteolysis. The transcript has 13 exons. Gene Ontology annotation, molecular function: metalloendopeptidase activity. Lineage: Eukaryota; Metazoa; Arthropoda; Insecta; Thysanoptera; Thripidae.
GAGCACAUCGGGGAGAUCUUCCAGGACGAGGACAGCCAGGCCGCCAUCCUGCUGCACCGGGACCCCGACGGCUCGUACCUCCUGGAGGGCACCAUCGGCCACGACCUGGUGGUGAAGCCGGUGCCCGCGUCCGUGCGCCAGCACCUGGCCAGGCCCAAGCACCAGGACCCCGACGACGAGAUGUUCCUGGACGACGAGGACGCCUCGCAGGACGAGGUGGUGCGCGGCUUCCCGCUCGGCAAGGACUCGAACGGUGACGUGCGGUACGAGGACGCCGACGGCGACGCCGACGUGCGGCAGGGCCGGCGCCGGUUACGCCGCGCGGCCGAGCACCAUGCGCACAUCGUGUUCAAGCGCGCCGGCAGCGACGCGGACCACGUGCACGCCGACCUCAGCGACUACGCCUUCAUGGAGCCCGACUCCAUCCCUGCCCGCGGCUCCAGGGCGAGGCGUUCCAUCGUGAAGCGUGAGGCACCCUACGUCAUCUACCCCGAGAUCCUUGUCAUCGUGGACUACGACGGCUACAGAUUGCACGGGGGUGACAACGUCCAAAUCAAGAGAUACUUCGUGUCCUUCUGGAACGGCGUGGACUUGCGGUACAAACUGCUCAAGGGUCCCCGCAUACGCAUCAGCAUCGCUGGCAUCAUCAUCUCCCGGGGGAGGGACGCCACGCCCUACUUGGAGCGGAACCGCGUCGGGAGGGACGCCAUCGACUCCGCCGCCGCGCUCACGGACAUGGGGAAGUACCUGUUCCGGGAGAGGCGCCUGCCCGUCUACGACAUCGCGGUGGCUGUCACCAAGUAUGACAUGUGUCGCCGUCGCAAAGGGGGCCGCUGCACCAAGGGCACCGCUGGUUUUGCAUAUGUUGGAGGAGCAUGUGUGGUCAACAAACGACUGGAGAAAGUCAACAGUGUGGCGAUUAUUGAGGACACUGGUGGAUUCUCUGGUAUCAUUGUCGCCGCCCAUGAAGUUGGACAUCUGUUGGGUGCUGUACAUGAUGGGUCACCACCUCCUAGCUACCUUGGCGGUCCAGGGGCGGAAAAAUGCCGAUGGGAAGAUGGGUAUAUAAUGAGUGAUUUACGUCACACAGAGAAAGGAUUUAAGUGGUCUCCAUGUACUGUAGCAUCAUUUCAUCAUUUUCUCAAUGGUGAUACAGCAACAUGCCUUUACAACUCACCUCAUGAGGAUGAGUCAUUGCCAAGAGUGUUACCUGGCAAGCUCCUCACAUUAGAUGCCCAAUGUCGCAAAGACAGAGGAACUAGUGCAUGCUUUAAAGAUGAUAGGGUGUGUGCACAACUCUUCUGCUUUGAUUCUGGCUCUGGUUACUGUGUAGCCUAUAGACCUGCGGCAGAAGGUUCACCUUGUGGAGAUGGCCAGUACUGUAUGAAUGGCAAGUGUGUGGUGGAGCAUGAAAAUAUUAUUCCUGACUAUUCUCAAAACGCUCCAGCGUUCCUAAGAAGGAUUGAUGACGAUGGCUCAUCACAGCCAAGACCUUACUACACAUAUAACAUCACCACACAAAGGUCUGACUGGGCCGAGUUCUGGAACGACCGACUUAAUGACAUAACGACAACAUCUAGCCCAGAAACUACAAAAUCAUACAUCACUUACGCUUACUCAACAUCAUACGACACAACACAAAACCAAAAUCUACAAAACCAUGCGGCAGGAAACAGCUUGAGAGCCAAUGAUGAAAAUGCCUUCAAAACUUCUCUGCAACAUGAUGACAAACAGACUCAUCAUCAUUCCACUAUAAAUGAUAACUGGCCUGUGCAUUAUCAGAAUAAUGACCAGCAACCAGUUUACAAUGUGACAGAUGGACUUCAAAAUUAUCAAAAUGAUCAAAUACCACAGAAAGUCACCACAAGUCCAAACUAUUUUCAAACUUUCAGUACAACUAAGAGUCCUUAUGAUUUUAGUAAUUUUGGAAAAUCGACAUUACCUCAAUCCCCACCGCCUUCAGCACAACCUGAAUCUCCAGGAGAUUACUUCCAAACCUCUUCAGCACAGCCUAAUUUGUAUGAAGAGUACUACAGAACUUCUACAUUAAAAAGUAACUUGUAUGAUGAGUAUUACAAAACAUCAACCACCAAGCAAAAUUUAUAUGACUAUUAUAAAACAACUACUGCAUCUCAAAAUUUGUAUGAAGAUUACUAUAGAACUUCAACCACCGAGGGCCCAAAUAUUUAUGCUGAAUUCUACAGAACAUCUACAACGAGACCUAAUGAAUAUGAGGAGUACUACAGAACCUCUAGUAGACAAGCACCUAUUCAGACAACAACAAAAAAUCCAUAUGAUUUUAGUGACUUUGGAAAGCAAAGACAAACACACGAAAAGAGAGAAAAUAAUUAUUACUCAUCUGUAACUAACAAUCCACAUGAGUAUUAUAAAACACAAUCAACAACACAAAACCCAUAUGCAGCAUAUGAACUGUACUACAAGACCUCUACAACACCAAGACCAUACUACGAGUCAAGUGGUACGAGCAACUACGAGAAUCAUGCUCUAGCAGGGAGCCAAUCUCCAGACCCCCCAAACCCUGACCCUAUCCACUCACAACCUCCACCUCCAUCCGCACCACUUUAUCUAGACAGCAACACAAAGCCUGUGGCAGGCACUGAGGAAUGUGUGGAUGUAGCUCGCUCCAUUAGUGGCGGCCUCACAUGCAGAGAGUUUUUGGAGCGUUAUGGUUUCCAGUACUGCAAUUACCAUUCAAUGCGCAAGAGCUGCUGUGCCUCUCAACGAGAAGUAUGCCCAACUUCAAGGUGACUGCCAGGUAUAUUUCCUGUGCGUGGAAGAAACGUUCAUCUGUUCACCAGAUGUUGUAACAAUUAUUUUAAAACUGUGAUCAGAGUAGGGGCUCUAAACAUUUUCUGAACACACUGCCAAUUCAAUUUGUCAGAAGAGAGUCAAGAUCUGUAUUGCCAUCUAAGACCAACUUUGUUAAAUUCUGAAAGAAAAAAACACCCACAGGGGAACUUGUUAUUUAUUGUUUCCCCUCCUGCAAAGAAUUUUUAAUGACUUGCCAUAUAGGCAGGAGAAAAAUUCAAGUCCUUGCUGUUUUCAUAAGAGCACCUUCAAUGUAAAUAAUGUUUCCAACAAGGUCAAGACUCGGUGCAAAUUGUGAGACAAAACAGAUAAUGAGAAGACUGCAAUAACAGUCCUACCGGCAAGAAAGGAACACAAUUAGACUCUUAGUGAUCAAGAGUCCAAUAACGAGUAACAAAAUGUUACCAUUUAAAUGUAGCUGAAUGUGAAAACUGCUGUGCAGUUAUAGGAAUUGUUAUGUAAAUCAAUCAAAUCCAUUUACUAUUAGGAAGAAUCAGUCUAAUGAAUUGAUGGUUUUAGAUUUAUAUAUGAAGGAAUUACUUAAUUUUAGGUCCCAAAGUUAGUAAAGAAGUAAUGGAGAUUGAACAGUACAUGCCAGGGUGCAACAAUUUGCAAUUUUUUUUUAAUAUCAAAAGGGAAAAAAAUGUGAAAAUUAUUACACUAUUAUUUUGUUACAGCAUUGUUAUGUUCCUUCUUAAGUAAUCCAAGAGAUGUGAUGAAAAAGUAUUGCAAUUUUCUUUGCCUUGUAGCAGAGAUAUUAUUAUACAUUCUUGUUACCACAAACUUUGUACAUUUGUAUAUAUAUAAAUAUAAAUACAUAUUUGUAUGAGAUGACACAAGCAUCAUUAACAAAACCACAUUUCAUUUGAACUAACACAUCUAGGAACUGUUGUCAGAAUUUUUACAGCCUCAUGGGACAAAACAAUUAUUUUCUUGCUUUUACUUUGUAAAUAUGUCACUUUCCAGUUAUACUGCUAAAUUGUCGAAGUGUUAACUGAAUAGAAAACAUUGUAACACUCUUUUGUCAGUGUUGAAGUGAUCUAAUGGUCAACAUCAUUGAUCCUGAAACCAUUAUUUAUUACUAUUAUUCAACGAACUCAAAUCAAAUGAUGUACAGAUAGAAGAGAUGUUCAAGGGCAGAGAACAAGAACAUUGUGACAUCAUUCUUUAAAAAAAAUUGAAUCUUGUUCUUUCUAUCUGAAAGUGUAAGUUGGAUGGGAAAAAUCCUUCUUAGUGUUCCUGAAAGCUUCUGAUUAGCAGUAUGAGUGUGAAAUAAAGAGAAAAGUACAACUCGGCUUCUGAAUAAUUUUUAAGAACAAGUUACUCUGUACUGUUAAAGUAAGGUAUUUAUAUUAACCUUAAUUUUUUUCAGUAAUGGAAGACCUUUACUAUCCACAAGCCAUUUAGUAAUUGAAAAAUAAAAUGUAAUCUCUCUAUAUUUGGAAAACCUUAGGAAAUGCAAACAAUUGUGCAACAAUAGCCACAUAAGAUAAGUGCCAAGAAAAUAGAAAUUCAAAAUUUCCUACAGGCUUUGUAACUUAGGGGGCAUUGCAUUUUAAGCUCUGAAGAUUUCUGUAAAUAUAAAGCCAAUUCAUGGGUUUACUGUUCUUAAUUCUAUAAAUGAUGAACCCACUACUAUACAGAGAGAUUUCAAGUACUAAAUAAGGCUAGGACGGUAAUCUAGUGAAUCAUCAAGAUGCCUGUAACAUUCGUCUGUAAAAUGCUGGUGGGAAUAAAUGAAAUGUUGUGAUAUACUAAAGCCAUGUCACAAUCGCCUUCCAAGGAAA